AUGACUGACGUAUCUGCGACCACCGCCAGCAUACAUAAUCUCCGCCCAGGCACCACGUAUAUACUAGAAGUCACUUUCCACUGUGGAGACAAAUCAAGCACAAGUGGUCCGAUUGAUAUCAUGACUGAGCUUGUUCCUCCAGCAACGGUUUACCACACGUUAGUAUCUGCUGUGUCGGCCAACAUUGAAUGGGAGAAGCCGAGAGGCCAGUAUGACAACAUCGUCGUCACUCUCACAGACUUGGCAACUAAAAAAACAACUGAGAAAAAAACAAAGGAACUCAGCAUAAAGUUCCCUGGUCUCCGCCCUGCCACUUCCUACCGUGUAGACGUCUUGACGGUAAAAGGACCAAAUGAAAGUGAUGUCAGGUCUCACAAUUUUCAUACAGCUCCUUUGCCCCCCACGGGUAUAUCUGUCAACCCCGGGGCGAAUACAGCAAACAUAUCGUGGACCUAUUCAGAUAAACUGGAGGACGGGAGCAUCACUUUUGAAAUCAGGUAUUGGGAAGUGACCUCUCGAGGAUCUGAAGACUGCCUGACAGUGUCUUCUAAAACCUUGGAGACAACACUUAAGUCAUUAACACCAGGGUCACAGUACAUGGUACAAGUGAAGACCGUCUUUCAAGGAACGAGGAGUGACGGUUUCAAGGAGGCAUCGUUUAGCACCGAGCCACCUGCUGUAAGUAAUGUACAAGUGCAAGGGUUUUCCACCUAUGCCGACGUGUCCUGGAGGCCGCCUAGUCAUGGAAAGGUCAAGAGUUAUGAUAUCCUAUUUUGGCCUGCUCACAACCCAUCAGCAAAGCGCAAGACCACGGUUCAGUAUCCUGCAGUCAAGGGAUCAAUUAUUGACCUUAAACAAGGGACCAAGUACAUCGUGGAAGUGAAAUCCAGUGUUGAAGGGCGCGAAAGCCAAGGUGGCGAUAGGAAAACGUUUUAUACAGUUCCAUCACCGCCGUGGAUUGGCAAUAUUGAUGCUGCACCAGAUUCAAUCAAACUCAAAUGGAGUAGAAAGGAGGAUGAACCAGAUGUCACCGAUGCAGUAGUCACAUAUCGUAUACCUGGCUUUACUCAGAAAAUAACUGAACGUUUAUCUACGAGACAACCCCAGCAGCUGUUGAUAUAUUCUCUGAUGCCAAACACACGUAUUGAAGGCUAUGUUGAACUGGUGUGCGGAGAUAAAACCAGCGACAAGACAAAUUGGUCAGCAGCAACAGAUCCCAUUAAACCAGGAAGUAUACAUGUAGGCUGUAUAUCAGAAACAACAGCUAAUUUGUCGUGGGCAGAUAACGGUAUUGCAGGGACUGUAGAAUAUCGUGUUGAUUAUAAAGAGAAAUCAGGGGCGAAGCGGUUUACGAAGGGCACAUAUGUACCCAACCUGAAGCUGACAGAUUUGGAACCUGGGACGGAGUACAUGGUGGCAGUAUCAACUGUGAUUGACGGUGCUGACUCUGAAGCCAGAACCACAACAGAAUUCACCACACGCCCAGGCCAACCAGACGCUGUAAAACUUGUGGGUAGUCCAGCUGCGGAAUCGGCCCCCAUUAGUUGGAAACCUCCUGCGGGUGUUGUGGAUCACUACCGCCUUGAAUACAAAACAGACAAAGGUGAACCAGUGACUAAAAUGAUACGUGGCACUGAAUCGAGCUAUGAAUUGGCUAAUCUUAUCCCUGGAACUAACUAUACCAUUGCACUAUGCUGCGUACGCCACAAAAAAGAAACACUUGAUGUGCCUAUCAUCACAGCCCAGCCUGACAGCACCGCCAUAUUGUUAUCUUGGAGCCAGUAUAAGGGAAAUGCUGAAAGCUUUGAGAUCACUUGCCAAAGUCAACAUGAUGAAGAUGAGAGGCUAAGUGUGGUAUUCUGGGAAAAUAUGGGCAAAUCUUGGACCCCAGAAGAGUGA
Molecule: messenger RNA, 1899 nt
Organism: Lingula anatina
Lineage: Eukaryota; Metazoa; Brachiopoda; Lingulata; Lingulida; Lingulidae
Product: tenascin-X
Molecular function (GO): protein binding
Source: RefSeq, a predicted model, not a curated record